Aureobasidium melanogenum CBS 110374 is the source of this 804-nucleotide messenger RNA. RefSeq lists its product as uncharacterized. Lineage: Eukaryota; Fungi; Ascomycota; Dothideomycetes; Dothideales; Saccotheciaceae. The transcript has a single exon. The record is from RefSeq and is a predicted model, not a curated record. The coding region runs from base 1 to 804 and encodes 267 amino acids.
AUGCCGGAAUUAAACGAAGUCAGCUACUCUCGCGAGGCCACCAUCGCCGCCUUCCGCGACUACUAUCAGUUCCUUACAGAGAUGUUCUUGCCCGAGAAUCGAGUCGAAGAGCCCCCGGCUGAAGGCUGGUCCUCGAUCACAAAAGAGAAAUUACGCCUUCUGGAUAAAGAUGACGAGGUGGUCGAGCUUAUGCGUCAUCUUCCAUACAUUUCAAAUGACGGCCUACUUGCACCUCAUGCGGAGAUCGCUCAUUGGCCCAGUCUACUCGACGCUAGCGCAUACGAUCAACGACCCUUUGAUGAAUCAGAUGUCGAAGAAACGAGGGUGAUCACUGAUGGUCUGGACUGGGAGAACGUCCCCUCGUCAGCAUUCGGCAUUUCGUGCGGCGACGACAUAUUCAUCCUAGACACUCAGUUCGGCGUUGUGUUCUGGUUGGAUUCCCCUGGAGAAGUCCUGGAAAGUGCUGCAAGGGAGCCAAUAACCGAUGAUUUCUACGAUCGCACGCCAGAAAACGAACACGAGUGGCGAAGCAAUAAGGCUUGGGCAAUUCCUGAUUUUUUUGAAGUCUUGAAGAACAGAUAUAAGAUUCUCAAAUACCUUCCCUUUCACGAACGCCGGAUUGAAGAGUGGUUCGACAUAUACAAGGAAGGCGAUGGUCCCAAUGGCGGUAGACCAAUUCUACGGUCGGUCAGGAAAAUCUACCAGGAGCAGGGUUGGCCGGAUUUGUCCGUGUACAAGAAGAAUGAAUGUCUUGACGAGAUUGACAAGAUGAUCAAAAAUCACUUCCCAGCGGAAGAUUUCUAA